This is a messenger RNA of Funneliformis geosporum, 179 nucleotides long. The record is from the annotation of a GenBank genome assembly. NCBI's taxonomy places the organism in Eukaryota, Fungi, Glomeromycota, Glomeromycetes, Glomerales, Glomeraceae.
GUUUGAAGAUCCAUAGAUUAGCAGCAAGGAAACUUAUUCAAAAUCUCGAUAAUGGAGAUUUGUAUCUUCAUAAACAUCCUAAAAAUGCUGGUAAACAUAUUUCAAAUUCGUUAGUUAAAGAACAUAUUAUUAACCUUGCUAAAAGAUAUAAUUUAGCUUCAAAGUAUACUAGGUAUUAA